Molecule: messenger RNA, 1058 nt
Organism: Prosopis cineraria
Lineage: Eukaryota; Viridiplantae; Streptophyta; Magnoliopsida; Fabales; Fabaceae
Exons: 3
Coding region: 319-774 (151 amino acids)
Biological process (GO): translation
Cellular component (GO): ribosome
Molecular function (GO): small ribosomal subunit rRNA binding; structural constituent of ribosome
Source: RefSeq, a predicted model, not a curated record
ACCUAAACCUGCGGUCGAAGUUUGGAGUCCCGACUGUUCGAAGCUCCUCUUCCUCUCCCCCAGUCCCCGUGCCGCCUUCGUCUUCCCUUAUCCUCCCUACAGUCCACAACGCCAGUCGCUAAACCACAAGCUUCGAAUCGUCUCCGACCCCCGACUCUGUUCCUCGCCUUCGUGCUCUUCCUCGGUCCCUCUUCAUCGUCGUGCCUCACCUCAAUAUUCAGAGUUCAGAUAAUCAAAUCUCCUCCCUCUGUAUCUGAUCUCUCCCUUUCUCGCACUCAGAUCCACAGCUGAUUUGGCACAAUCAGAGUAGAAAAAAAAAUGCCUCUUUACGAUUGUAUGUUUCUAUUCAAGCCUAAUCUAAAGAAGGAAGCUAUCAUGGAUUUGGUUUGUAGGGUGGGGAAACAUGUUUAUAGAAGAAAUGGAGUCCUCACUGAUGUCAAGUCUUUUGGAACAGUUCAGUUGGGCUAUGGUAUUAAAAAGCUAGAUGGCAGAUAUUAUCAGGGUCAAAUGAUGCAAAUGACUAUGAUGGCUACACCCAACAUCAAUAAGGAGCUGCAUUACCUAAACAAGGAAGACCGGCUACUUCGCUGGCUGCUGGUUAAACAUCGCAACACGCAAUAUGGGAUUGACUUCUUAAAUGAGGAGCAAACUCAACUCGAGCUCAGCCGAUGGCCUCGAAGCCGUAUUUAUGAUGAAUAUGUUGACCAUGAUGAACAUGAAGACAGCAACGAUGAGGAAUAUGAAGUGGAGGAAGUAGAGAAAAAGUUGGAUUAAAGUCUAAUAGGGUAUUUCUUUUUGGUUUCCAUUAUGAGAGGAACAAAGCAUUGGGCUUUGUAUUGUGGUGCUAGGCAUGUUCUUAAUAGUGUGAGGCUACAAUUUGAUAUCAUCAGUUAGUAUGAUGUUAUGUUGUUGAUCUCAUGCGCUCUCAGUUUGGUUGUCAAGAAAAAGAGCCUUGCAUGGAAAUUGGGUAUAAUAUUUUUUAAUUCACUGACGUGAAUGGCACUUUUCUGGGAAUGUAUGAGCAUUUUAAUUUGAUUGACAUCUUGUGGCUGGUUCAA